UGCGCUCGUCCGCGGCUCCCCCGCGCCUCGGGCCGGCCAUGGGGGUGGCGGAGGCGCUGGGCGCCGGGGCCGCGCGGCUGCUCUUCUACCCGACGCUGCUGUACACGGCGCUGCGGGCGCGGCUGCCCGGCUCCCGCCGGCCCUGGUUCCACCGCAUCGACCGCACCGUGCUGCUGGGCGCGCUGCCGCUGCGGGCACGGAGCCGCAGGCUGGUGGCGGACGAGAACGUGCGCGCCGUGGUCACUCUCAACGAGGAGUAUGAGACCCGCUUCCUCUGCUGCUCCGCCCAGGAAUGGGAGGCAAUGGGAGUGGAGCAACUGCGUCUCAGCACCGUGGAUCUAACCGGGGUCCCCACCUUGGAAAACCUCCACAAAGGUGUUGAAUUCAUCCUGAAACACCGAGCCUGUGGUAACAGUGUCUACGUGCACUGCAAGGCAGGACGCUCCCGCAGUGCCACCGUGGUGGCAGCCUAUUUAAUUCAACUGCAUCACUGGAGCCCUCAGGAAGCGAUAGAGGCUAUUGCCAAGAUCCGUCCCCACAUCCUCGUCCGGCACAAGCAAGUCCAGGUCCUGGAGACAUUUCACAGGACUGUGAUUGCUGGGACAACUGCAUAGUGAUGGCAAGAACUAUCCAAAUGUCUGUCUCAGCUGCUUUUAAAAAUCCCUGAGUUCUAGUGAUGUCAUGAAGGCUGAAGUGUUCUACUUCUUGACAAUCAAUAAAGAAAUUCUCACAUAAA
Colius striatus (speckled mousebird) is the source of this 736-nucleotide messenger RNA. It is a transcript of the gene PTPMT1, whose product is annotated as protein tyrosine phosphatase mitochondrial 1. NCBI's taxonomy places the organism in Eukaryota, Metazoa, Chordata, Aves, Coliiformes, Coliidae. Gene Ontology annotation, molecular function: phosphatidylinositol-4,5-bisphosphate 5-phosphatase activity; protein tyrosine/serine/threonine phosphatase activity; phosphatidylglycerophosphatase activity. The coding region runs from base 39 to 614 and encodes 191 amino acids. The transcript has 4 exons. Gene Ontology annotation, biological process: protein dephosphorylation. The record is from RefSeq and is a predicted model, not a curated record.